Molecule: messenger RNA, 2044 nt
Organism: Tetrahymena thermophila SB210
Lineage: Eukaryota; Ciliophora; Oligohymenophorea; Hymenostomatida; Tetrahymenidae
Product: phosphatidylserine decarboxylase family protein, putative
Exons: 2
Source: RefSeq, a predicted model, not a curated record
UUAACAUCUAAAAUUUUAAUUAAAUUAAUUAAAAAAAAGGCUAAUUAAAUAUACCAUCUAUUAAAAUGUCAGACACAAAAGCAACAGCAACUUUAAAAAAAUUUGAUAUUUUCGCUCUUCCUUUUUAGUUUACAUUUAGAAAUAAUGAAAAAGAAAAAAAAACAACUAUUGGAGGUCUGAUUUCCAUGUCAAUUUUAAUUGUUUCUUCUGUAUAUUUUGGGUAUCUUUGCUAUCUAUAUUUUUAAAAUUAGGUUUAGCCAUAAGUAGUUUCUUCUAGCAGCUUUUAAAAAAAUUCAUACGAUAUGCAGUUCUAAGAGAGUUUUAUAGCGGUUCAAGUUUUAAUGCCAAAUGGUUAAAAUCUCUAUGAUUUUUAAUAGCAAACAGGUAAAGUUUACUUAAAUCUUAUUUUACUUAGUACAAAGACAGGCAUGAAUGGUUAAUUUUUACCUCAACCACUAAUUCCAUGCAAAGAUAACAGUCUAUAGGGAUAUUUGUGUUUAGAUUCUAGUAAGGUUGGAGUUGGAGAUAAUCUUUUUUCCCUUACAUACAAUCCUGAUAAUUUAGAAUAAAAUUAAUAUUCUAUAAUUUUCGGUAUUUGUAAUCCUAGCCUGAUAUAGAGUCCUUAUAUUUGUGAAGAUGAACAAGUAAUAAGGAAAAAUAUAAUAUCAUAUUCUACAUAAAUAACAGUAAGAGUAAGUUUACAUUAAUAUAACACUAAGACGAAGUAGUUGGAAUAAAGAGUCAAAAAAGAGUUAUUCUACUUUGAUCCUAAUUUAGCUUUUUAUACAAAACUCCACCUCGAAAUAACAGAUCUUACUUAGCAGUAGGGAUUUAUAAUUUAAAAUUCUGAAUAUAGCACAUACUUUUCAGGCUAUACUCGUAGAGAUAUAUAUUGUACAUAAAAAUUCAUUAAAGAUUAGUUUUAAAUGAAUAUUUUAGGCGCUCUGGAGUUUUUCAUAGGCUCAGAGAGUAUAAAUUUAAACAUUUAGUACCCUUAAUUUACUUAUCUUUUAGCUUAGUUCACAAGUGUUUUUAAUUCUUUGUUGUUCCUGGGAAUUAUAAGCAAGUUUUUUGCUGAAUCAGAAAUUUUCUUAGAAGUUGCAGAAAUGUAACUCAAAGUUUAUUUCAAGAAAUCAGCAAUAUUUCUUUUAAAAUAACUUGGUAAAGGAGAGAUUGUUUAAAGAGAAUAAUAGCAAGGUUUAGGAAACCUUUUAAAUUAUAUUAAAAAUACAGACUUUAAAGAGUUAGGAAAAAAGAUGAAGGUUAGUCUUAUAACAAAGAUUAAGUAUAUAUUCAUGAGUAAUGUAAAAAAUGAGAAAGUAGAAACAAUUUAAGUGAAAAUGUUUAAACAAAUAGCUGAUUAAUCUAGUAAAGCUUUGAACAUAUUCGAAAUAUAAAAAGAGCUGCUACAAAUGAAGAUCAUGAUGAGAUUAUUCUUUUCAGUUGAAUAGUAUGCUGCAAUUCAACUAUGUGGAAGUAAACUACCUAUUUACAAUGAAAUAAAAACUGAAUAAGACUAAGAAAUUAUACAAGAUUUUAUUGAUGAAAAUAGUUAAAAAUCAAACAAGAUAGAUUAAUAAAUAGAAAAGAGUAUUGAAAGUAAAGAAGAUAAAUAGAAGUUUUAAGAAUAAAGCUAAAAUAAUGUCAUAUCAUUUAACAGAGAAAGAUUAAACUCAGUCGGAAAAUACAAUGCUACAGUUUAUCCUCUUAGGAUAGAAUAAUAACUAUUUGAUCAAAAAAACGUGGAAAAUCAUACUGAAUUCAUCAGUCAUUUAGAAAAAAUUGAUAUGAUUGAAAGAGAUGAGAAAUUUUUUAAGGAUUGUUUGGAAAAAUUUUUAAAGAAUAAAUCACAAUCUUAAUCUGAAAUUGAUAGACGAAUUCUAGAGUGUAUGAUUGGAUUAGAUGAUACGAAAUCUAUUUAUUGAUAUUUAAUGUUAAUAUACUAUACUAAAUGUUUACCAAAAAAUAUAUCUUUAGAUGUGUAAAAUAAAUAAUUUAAAAAUUAUUAAUUCAAAUAAGAGGAAAAUAUAUAAUAAUAGUUUUU